This is a messenger RNA of Pelodiscus sinensis (Chinese soft-shelled turtle), 4377 nucleotides long. Lineage: Eukaryota; Metazoa; Chordata; Testudines; Trionychidae. The record is from RefSeq and is a predicted model, not a curated record.
UGCAGAGAGCAGCAUAAAGGGGCUGAUCUGAAGAGAGCCCGGGUGCAGGGAGCCAGCAGACAAGGCUGCGUGUCUGCCUCUCUCACCAACCUUGCGCUGCACCAUGGGGAAAGACAAGCUGCUGGGUGGCCCGAGCAUCUUCCUCCUGCUCCUCUUCCUCCUCCCCGGAGGCACCUCACCCACCACCGAACCGCAGUACAUGGUCCUCGUGCCCUUUCUGAUCCACACUACAGUUCCUGAAAAGGUCUGUAUCCAGCUGACCCACCUGAACGAGUCUGUGACGCUGAGCGCCACGCUGGAGCAUGCAGGGGAGAACCGGAGUCUGAUCGCAGACGUGGUUACCGGGAAGGACGUCUUCAAGUGCGUCCCAUUCACCGUUCCAAAGUCCAGUAGCCCAGCAGCAGCGUUUCUUACGGUGCUGGUGAAGGGGCCGACGCUGGAGUUCAGGAGCCGGAAAUCGGUGCUGGUCAAGAACUCAGAGAGCCUGGUCUUUGUCCAGACAGACAAGCCCAUCUACAAACCGGGACAAACAGUUCUUUUUCGGAUCGUCUCUCUGGAUGAAGACUUCCGUCCCCUCAAUGAGAAGUUUCCAUUGGUCUUCAUCAAGGACCCCCAGAAGAACCGAGUGUUCCAGUGGCGAGAGGUGGAGUUAAAUGGGGGCCUCACCCAGCUCUCCUUCCUCCUCACCUCUGAGCCCAUCCAAGGCACCUACAAUGUGGUGGUACAGAAGGAGUCGGGGACAAAUCUAGAACAUUCCUUUACUGUGGAGGAAUAUGUGCUGCCCAAGUUCGAGGUGUCGGUGAGGAUGCCCAAGAAAAUCACCAUCCAGGACGAGGAGCUGAAAGUAGCUGUCUGUGGCCUAUACACCUAUGGGCCCCCUGUCCCCGGCCUCGUGAGUGUCCGUGUGUGCCGGAGGUUUUCCCAAGGCAGGUCAAGCUGCUAUGGAAGAGAGAGCGAGGCUGUGUGUGAGGAAUUCACCGGGCAGGCGGACAGUCAAGGCUGUGUCUCCAGUGUGGUGAAGACUAAAAUAUUCCAGCUCAAGCGAAAGGGUAACGAGAUGAAAAUUGAGGUGGAAGGCAAGAUCACAGAAGAGGGUACAGGGGUGGAGCUAACUGGGACAGACUCCAGUGAGAUCACAGGUACCAUGAGCAAAAUCAGCUUUGAGCAGGUGGACUCUCAUUACCGGCCGGGGAUCCCCUUCUUCGGGCAGGUGAAGCUGGUGGAUGGGACUGAUGCUCCAAUCGCCAACGAAAGAAUCCAGAUUUCCAUGGGGGGAAACAAAUAUAAAGCAAACUACGAGUUUUCUUCUUACUGGCAGGUGAUGGCCAAGGGAGGCAUCGUGAGUGCAGGCACCGAGGAGCAUCCUGUGGGGGAUGGGGAACUUGUCCAGGUAUUUGAGCUGAGGGUCCCCGUGGGGCCCGAGAUCGCCCCCCUGGCCCGGGUACUUGUAUACACCACGUUACCCAGCGGGGAAGUUGUCGCCAACUCGGAAGAUUUCAAGAUUGAAAACUGCUUUGCCAAUAAGGUCGACUUGCAUUUCUCACCAGUCGAGGGCCUCCCAGCCUCUGAUGCUCACCUACAGGUCAGAGCCUCCCCGGGCUCCCUGUGCGCCGUCCGAGCUGUGGACAAGAGCGUUCUCCUCAUGAAGCCUGAAGCCGAGCUGUCGCCCAGCUCUGUGUACGAUUUACUCCCGGUGAAGGACAUCAGGGGCUAUGAUUACAGGGGGCACCAUGUGGAGGAGGAAGACGAAAACCCUUGUGUGAGUCUCAGCAAUGUCAUUUUAAAUGGAUUCAUCUACACGCCCGUUUCUCCUGACGGGGAAGGGGAUGCCUUCCACAUUCUCAAGGAGAUGGGGUUAAAAGUCUUCACCAGCACCAAGGUCCAUAAGCCCAACCUCUGUCUGCCGCAAAGGUUCUAUGCUCCUAUGGAAUAUGCGAGGCACGCAUAUGGAAGAGGUGGCUUACAUAAUCUCAGGUUGGAUACUGGCACUCUUGGCCCAGUGGAGACCAUCCGGAAGUACUUCCCGGAGACGUGGAUUUGGGAUUUAGUUCCAGUGAAUUCAGAGGGAAGUGCUGAUUUGGCCUUGACCAUCCCCGACACCAUCACAGAGUGGAAAGCCAACACCUUCUGCACCUCGAGCGACACUGGCUUUGGCCUGUCCCCGACUGUGUCCCUCAGAGCCUUCCAGCCCUUCUUCUUGGAGCUCACCCUGCCCUACUCCGUAGUGCGCGGUGAGGCCUUCACGCUAAAGGCCACUGUCUUCAACUACCUGGGCCGCUGCAUCAGGGUCAGCAUCUCGCUGGCUCCAUCUGCCGACUUCCAGGCUACCCCUGUGGAGAACGAAGAAGAAUCUUAUUGUCUCUGUGUGAAUGGACGGAAAACAGCGUCGUGGGCUGUGACCCCAAAAUCACUGGGUAAUGUGAAUUUCUCAGUGAGUGCUGAGGCCCUGAGGACAAAUCUGCGCUGUGGGAAUGAGGUAGUGGAGGAACUGGACAAAGGGCGGAAGGACACGGUGAUCAAACAGCUCUUAGUAGAGCCUGAAGGGCUCGAGAAGGAAACAACCUACAACGUCCUGCUCUGUGCAGCUGGAAAGACAGUGCCCCAGCCACUGCCCCUGAGGCUCCCGGAGAACGUGGUGGAGGGCUCAGCCAGGGCCUAUUUCUCAGUACUGGGCGAUAUCCUGGGCACGGCUAUGCAGAACCUGCAGCAGCUCCUCCAGAUGCCCUUCGGCUGCGGGGAGCAGAACAUGGUCCUGUUUGCCCCCAACAUCUACGUCCUGGACUAUCUGAACAAGACGGGGCAGCUGAGCGAGGAGACCAAAUCCAAGGCCAUCGGCUACUUAGUCAGCGGUUAUCAGAGGCAGUUGAAUUACAAGCACAUGGAUGGCUCUUACAGCACAUUUGGGGAGUACCACAAGCAGCCGGGGAAUACCUGGCUGACGGCCUUCGUCCUCAAGUCCUUCGCGCAGGCCCGCUCCCACAUCUUCAUCGAGGAGAAGCACGUGCAGGACGCCCUGGCCUGGCUCGCUGGCAAACAGAAGGAAAACGGCUGCUUCCGCAGCUCGGGGACGCUGCUGAACAAUGCCAUCAAGGGCGGGGUGGAUGAUGAGGUUACGCUCUCGGCCUACAUCACCAUCGCGCUGCUGGAGAUGCCUCUGCCCGUCACCCACUCUGUGGUCCGCAAUGCUCUCUUCUGCCUGGAGACGGCCAUGGAGCAGGAAGGAACCCACGUGUACACCAGGGCACUGCUGGCCUACGCCUUCGCCCUGGCGGGGAAGGAGGAGAAGCGCAGGGCCCUGCUGGACUCGCUGGACAAGGAAGCAGUGAAAGAAGACGGCUCCGUUCACUGGCAGAGGCCUGGGAAGCAGCCAGAGGCCAAUCUCCCCUUCUAUCACCCCCGGGCUCCCUCUGCUGAGGUGGAGAUGACGUCCUACGUGCUCCUGGCUUACCUCACCGUGCGGCCGGAACUGUCCCGGGAUGACCUGUCGUCGGCAGCUCAAAUCACAAAGUGGAUCAGCAAGCAGCAGAAUCCCAACGGGGGCUUUUCCUCCACCCAGGACACGGUGGUGGCGCUCCAGGCCUUGUCCAAAUACGGAGCCUCAACCUACGCCCAGAGUGGAGGAGCCUCCACAGUGACCCUGCAAUCCACAGGGAACUUCCAGACCCAGUUCCGGGUGGAUCACAUGAACCGUCUUCUGCUCCAGCGUGUGGCACUGCCAGAAGUGCCAGGGGACUACAGCAUGGGGGUAACAGGAGAAGGGUGUGUCUACAUGCAGACCAGCCUCAAGUACAAUGUGCUCCCCAAGCCAGACGAGGCGCCAUUCACACUGGAAGUGCACACGGUCCCCCAGGCGUGUGACAGCCCCAGGGCCCACAAGACUUUUGACAUCUCCAUAAACAUCAGCUACACAGGGAAACGUCCCAUCUCCAACAUGGUCAUCGUCGACGUUAAGAUGCUGUCAGGAUUCAUCCCUGUGAAGCCUUCAGUGAGGGAGCUGGAAGGAGAUCACCACAUCCAGCGCACAGAACUGAGCACCAAUCAUGUGCUGCUGUACAUGGAGCAGGUGAGCAACGUGACUCAGAGCUUCUCCUUCGCAGUGGAGCAGGACUUCCCUGUGCAGAGUCUGAAGCCGGCGCUGGUGAAAGUCUACGAUUACUACGAGACGGAUGAAUUUGCCAUCGCGGAGUACGGCGCCCCCUGCAGCAAAGCGGGAGUCGAGCAGAGCAACGUGUGAGGGAUGGAGCCGUGUUCCGAGCCUCCGGCAUCCCCCCGGCUUGUGCCCUGCGCAGGCUGAGGUGGUUGGAUGGGUCGACAGAGAGGAAACAGCAGCCAGGAAAGGGAAACGAGCCUCACAAAUAAAUGAAUUUAUCAACCUGA